ACCUUCGCUUGAACAUGGCCAUAAGGGGCCAUCUAUGGACAUCAAAUUAGACUUUAAAGUUGCCUGUGCACAAGACCUGAUGGCGAGUCUUUUGCCCUCUGAUUGGCCGUGAUCGACGCCAAGACAGCUCGUUACAUUGAGCCAAGCCGAAAGGGAAUGCGUCUGUUCGCUGCGUCAAUUAAUUGGUAAUAAGCCUCAGCGCCUCCGCAAGAACCAACCGCACAAACCGGCCCAACCCCUUUUGUUCUGCAACAUUCCCUCCUCCUCCAACUUUGUUCACCUCAACCUUUCCUCCUCCGGGUCGUCUGCGGACAAUGGCUUCUUCACCCCUCUCGGCCGUUCCUAUGCCUCCAUCGGGGCACAACACCACCAAUGAUAUGUCCCAUUUUGUUCCUUCCACAGUCCAAGUACUCCUGGCCAGAGCGUUUCUGUUCUGGUUCGUUUUUGUAUGGGCUGUCUGCAUGAUAGGCCAUGUGCGAAUGUUUGUCCCCUCGAAGAAGGUUUGCCAACAGGAUGAAUCUGUUUAACAUUUCCUUAUCCCUAGGAAACGAAUGUACUCACGACCCCCACCUUCGGUACCCGCAACUCAUGGCGUCUCUGAGGAACUUCCAUUUGUUUCAAUUCUUCGUCCCAUCAAGGGUCUCGACCCGUUCCUGCAAUUAUGCCUGGAAUCUACUGCUUUGCUGCGCUAUCCCAAGUCGAAGUAUGAGUUGGUUCUCUGCGUGGCCUCUCCUCAUGACCCUGCGAUACCCAUUAUUCGCCAGGUCAUUGCUAGUCAUUCAGAGACGAAUGCAAGGAUCUUGGUAGGCGAAGAGGACGUUGGACCCAACCCAAAGAUACGGAACCUCAGCAAAGGAUAUAGGGAGGCCAAGGGGGAUAUCGUGUGGAUCUUGGAUAGCAAUAUUUGGGUUCCAUCUGGAAUCCUGGAUCGAAGUGUUCGCAUGCUUGAAGGACUCGAUCAGGAUGGCAAGGGCUACAAAUUGGUCCACCACUUGCCUCUCUGUGUCGACGUUUCCAGGAAAUACCGGCAACCGCUAUCCAUACCAUCAUCACCUAUAAUCUCCGCCGGCAACAGCUUAACGCCGCUAUUGCCGCGGCCCAUCGUGCCUUCCCCGGAAAAGUCCUUCUGGUCACGAUGGUGGGCUAUGGGUGGGGGGAGACUGGAGGAAAACUUCCUUGCCAGCUCGCACUGUAAAUUUUACACCGCAAUCAACACUCUUGGAGUAGCGCCCUGUGUCGUCGGCAAGUCCAACCUAUUCAGACGUUCACACCUCUCUCAGGUUACUAGAGACCCCCAAGGCCGGCCGGAAAAAGAAGGAAUUCUUGCAUUCGCGGAACACAUCUGCGAAGACCACCUUCUCGCGGAAAGGCUCUGGCUGAAGCUCGUAGAUGACGAGAAAAACAAAGUCCGAGUGUGGGGGAGACAUGGGACCGGCGAGGACAUUGUGCUCCAACCGGUCAGUCGUAUGCCCGUUGUUGACUACUUGGCCAGACGAACCCGCUGGCUGCGGGUCCGUAAGUACACCGUCCUCACGGCAACCGUCCUCGAACCGGGCACAGAAUCCGUGUUGUGCUCCUUCCUGGGGGCAUACGCCAUGACGACAUUGCCAUUCUUCCGUAAUUACAUUCCGCCAACCUGGCCCGCUCUAGUUGUGUGCUGGAGCGUUGCUACUAUCCUCUGGGCCGCUACAGAUUGCUCCCUAUUCAUGUUCUUGCACGCGUACAAGGUCAUUCAACCCGAUGAGCACACCCCCGAAUUCGUAACUGAAAUGCCGAAACGCACCUUCUCGGAGUGGGCAGUACAAUGGAUCGGACGAGAGGGGCUAGCCUUUGGGAUAUGGGCCUGGGCCUUAUGGCCUGGCCAGGUCAACUGGCGUGGGGGAAGAUACAAAGUCCGGUGGAAGGACUGCAAAGUCGAGGAGAUCGGACGGAGCAUCGAGAAAAAGGAUUGAUUGAAAUUAGUUUAGGUGAUUCUCUUGGUUAAUGGUAUUUGGAGUAUGGUGAUUGUUUUAUUUUUUGGUCAUGGGUUGAUUAUUAGCGGGGGUUUUUUUUCCCGCUGCGGGUGGGUUAAUAUCGUUGGUCUAUGGCGAAACUAUAGCGUAUCGCGAUGGGGUGAAGGUGGAUUUAAUGAUUGAGUUUGGAUUACUGUGAGAGGGGCUGCGAUGAUGUAUGAUAUAAUACUUAAUCCUACAAUUAACCUCU
This is a messenger RNA of Tuber aestivum (summer truffle), 2202 nucleotides long. Lineage: Eukaryota; Fungi; Ascomycota; Pezizomycetes; Pezizales; Tuberaceae. The record is from the annotation of a GenBank genome assembly.